Messenger RNA from Onthophagus taurus, 2835 nucleotides. NCBI's taxonomy places the organism in Eukaryota, Metazoa, Arthropoda, Insecta, Coleoptera, Scarabaeidae. The record is from RefSeq and is a predicted model, not a curated record.
CCCAAAUUUCUUUGUCACUUUCAAAAUCUUAUUUGUAAACAAACUUGAAAGGAUUUUAAAAUUAUGUUAAAACAAGUACCUAACAAAUGAAACAAUUACACAACGAUUAUAGAACGAACCAAAAUAAGGUAGCUGCACCCUGGUACUCCAGAGAUAGUGAUAUAGUAAAAUUGGAAAUGGAAACAAUGAAUGAAAUUAUUACAAGUUCUGCUAAUGGACAAGAAGAGAGACUUCAUCAUCAUGUGAAUAGUGAGGCUAUCAAAUUCCUGGACAAUUCACAGUUAGUGAGAAGACAGGAGUCAGCAAAAAACUAAUAGAAAGAAAUAGUGCAAGAGAUCUGAAGGUAGCACAUUGUUGGGUGCUUUUGCCGGUGUAGGCGCUCUUUUCUUGGUGUUUCUCCUUUACAUUAAUAAAAGAUGGUGGUUGAAUACUGUAAGUGGUAUGAGUUGUUGCGAAGAAGCCUGCCCGACAGUAAGCAGCGGCAAUCAUCUAUCGUCAACACCCGUGCCUUCUGCAACAUCGCCAAACAGCAACAAGCACAAAUUACCAAAAGGAUACUCCUUCGACGUCGUCGAUUCUAGCUCCGAUUCGGAGUUGGGUGGUACGAAAGAGGAGCAAACAUGUGCUAUUCCGACGGUCGCCGUCGCUACGGUGCAAUAUUAUCCGCCGAAGCAGCAGGAUUUGAUUUCCCUAGUGGAAAAAGGAAGGGUCGGCAUGAGUAGUAAUAGCUCUUGCUGUAGCUCAACCACUAGUUCCGUUGGUGAAAAACAUGGUGUACCAGCUACCAAAAUCACUAAUCAAAUAACCCCAAACAAUAAAAAUACAUUCAGGCCGCAAAAUUCCCUUCGAGAAACCAAAAUCGACAAUCAAGUCGACUUAGUCGCAUAUGAAAAGCCGGAAAAUGUAACCACAACUGAACACAUGGAUAUCAACAGUAACCGAGAUUGCAUAGUUGUGAUGACAACCGAGAGCGAGAACAGCGAGCUCAUUUCCUGCGUUGGAUCCGAACCGGAAGUGGGAGUCGCAGCUUCGAGCAAAUGCGGUCAUUUAGAGAUUGCGCUUCUUUAUGAUGCGCCGAUGCGGAAAAUGACCGUGCAUGUGCUUCAAGCAAGAGAUAUUCCCAGUAGGGAUAGAGGUCAACCUACACACACUCAAGUACGUUUGAUUUUGUUACCCAGUAAGAAGCAAAAGCACAAAACUAAGAUACGUUCUGGUGAUAAUCCACAGUAUAUGGAAAGUUUUCUAUUACAUAGAGUAAACCCAGAGGAUGUAAAUUCAAUGGGUGUUAGACUUCGUUUAUACGGCUGUGAACGAAUGCGAAGAGAACGUUUAAUUGGUGAGGCAGUGGUCAGUUUCGCAAAUAUCAAUUUAGAAUUAGAGAACAACUUUUGGUUAACGUUAGAAUCAAGAGCAAAUGCCACGUUAAAUGGUUGCACUGGCGAAUUAAUGAGCCUUGCCCGAUCCGAUAGCACUGGAUCAACUCAUUCUAUGCAACACGGCGGGGUUCCCGAAUUAUUACUCGGUUUAAGUUAUAACGCAACUACUGGAAGACUCAGUGUAGAAGUUGUUAAAGGUUCACACUUUAGGAACUUAGCUAUAAACAGAGCUCCAGAUACUUACGUAAAACUUUUACUCGUCAGUAGUACAGGUCAAGAAUUAGCCCAUAGUAAAACAACGGUUAGAAGGGGUCAACCUAACCCUCUCUUCAAAGAAACGUUUGUAUUUCAAGUUGCUUUAUUCCAAUUGGCCGAUGUAACAUUGAUGGUUUCGGUUUAUAACCGAAAAGGAGUAACGAAAAAGAAGGAAAUGGUGGGUUGGUUUAGUUUGGGUUUGAAUUCAAGUGGUGCCGAAGAAUUAGCCCAUUGGAUGGAUAUGAAGGAGUUUCAACAAGAACAAAUUUGUCGAUGGCACGUGCUGUUGCAUUCAUAGCCUCAAAUUCAUACAUAUCAUUCAUGAUUUUUCUUAACAAGCGCUUAAUCUUGAUAUUUCUCUAAUUAUUCAUCGUUUCUCAUUGUAACUGUUUAUGUCACUUAUUUUAAGGAAAAAAUACUGGAGAAAGAAAAGGAGAUGAAAAAUAUAAUUUUUUUUAAAGAUCUUUUGAUCUUAAAAGGUAAUCAAAAAAAAUGAGAGCGGUAAGCAGCACAAGUAGAAUAAAAUUAUUUAGAUUUCAACUUUUAAAAUCUAUUUCAUAAAAUGAACCAAGUUAAAUUAUUUCGAUUAAAUUUAAGCGUUUAAGAGAAACAAUUUAAUUUGGUUUUAAUUUUUAUUAAAAAUAUAAGAUAUCUUUCUUCAAAUUCGUCUAGCUUCUAAGCUGUAAAAGUAAAAAGAAAUUCAAGAGAAACUAUGUAUGCCUUAUUAUUAUAACUUAUAUUAAAAAAAAAUAUUUAACUAUGAUCGCGUUUUUUACUAUUCGAGCGGAGUUUAAGGGUUAAAACUAGUUUUUCCAACUCAUAAUUAAAAAAAAAUUAUUUUAGAACGAUUCAUAAACUGCUGGUCGGUUCUUUUGUGGGUUGAGCGCAACUUUUAUUGUGAUAUUACAAACGAAUUUGUUCGAAAAAAUGAUAAAUAUGAUAAAAACUAGAACGAUUUUGAUAUAAAAUGCUAAGAGAGAAAAGAAAAUUAAGAGAAAUUGAGAUAAAAAUGCUCAUAAUUUUUUCGUUCAAAAAUAUUUUUCUUAAAUUAAAUCUCUUUCUCUAUGACGUCAUGAAAAGUCUACUCUUUAUUGGAGACAAAAAAAGGAAGCACAAAUUAUCUGUAAGAUUUAACAAUUUUGUAUAUAAUAAUUUUAAAUACGGCAAAUUUAAAGAAAGUUAAAGUAUACAAAAAGAAACAAGG